AUGUCAAACGAGACAAUGCUUACAACAGCGCAGUGUUUAGACAAAAUUGGCUGAGGAAGUUAUCAAAAGAGAAAAUUCAUCCAAUGUGGACUCGUAAUUUAAAUUUAGGCUUGAACAAAUAGUCAACUAUGAGUAGUUCUUAUAGGUAUAAUACUUUCAAGUAUCUCACAUGAAUGAGAUAUAUCAAACUCAUUAAGAGGAUUUAUUGGGACUUUAUAUCAAAUAGGCAUGCUUGCAGGAUCUGUUUUAUGAGGAUAUUGGGCAGAUCGAUAUGGAAGGAUGUUUUCUUUUAAAAAAAGCUUACUUAUUGUAGUUAUUUUUAGCUUAUUCAUGAUUUUUUCGUUUUCUCUCGUAUUAUUCAUUAUUUGUGCAUUUAUCAUAGGCAUCGGAGUGUCAGGCGAACUUGUUGUGUCUGGUGUAGUUUUUAAAGAAUUCUGCCCACCGAAGAACUCUGGCUACGUGACUGCUCUGUCUUCAUUUUUUGGGAUGGGUGGUGCAUUUGUAGCUUUAAUAUGUGUUCUUGUAGAAUUAUUUAACUAUUCUGAAAUCGCAAACUGAAGACUUAUCAUUUCCUUUAUAUUUUUCUACGAUUUGCUAAUUUUUAUAUAUAGGCUGGAUAUGGAUGACACCCCCAGCUAUUAUUUCGCUAACUCCCCCCUCCGUGAGCGAACAAAAAAAUUUUGUUUGAUCAAGGAGGGGGUUAAUUUUCAUUUUUUUUAAAAAAAUUUAUAUAUAAAAUAUUUUAUAGAAUUUUUUGUUUUCAAAGUUCAAAAAAAAUUCUAAUUUUUAAAAGUUGAGAAGUGAAAAUUAAUUUAAUUUGCAAAAUUUAUGUUUUAAAACGCAAGCUGUUUAAAAUUAAAUAGAAUUAGCUAGAGAUUUCGUUAUGUUAAUUAUCACUUAUAUAUCAAUUUUUUUUACAUAAAGUUUUUAUAUUAAAAAAAUUUUUUGUUCGAUCACGGAGGGUGGAUUUUUACCCAAAAAAUAGGGAUUUUCUAAUGGUUUUGUUCGCUUAGGAGAGGGGAGUAAAGGAAGUAAAGAAAAUUCAGAAAAAAUACUUAAAAAAAUAGCUGCUGUUAAUGGCAAAGAUGAAGCAGUAGUUGCACUAAUUGAUCCAAUUUUAAAUGAAAAUUCCGUUUCAAAACCUAAAUCAAAUUCCUAUAAAAUGCUAUUUCAUAGAGAUCAUCUAAGAGCUAGCUUGUUGCUGACAGUUAUUUAUUUUACCAAAAUGUUCGGAUAUGUGAAUGUUUUGAUGUUUAUGCCUAGAUUUUUAAGUGAAUAUUCAAAAUUGACACAGUACAUUGCAAUUUUUAUUCAACAAUUAUUCGGGAUUCCAGGUGUUUUUCUGGCAGCGUACUUAGUUAAUACAAAAUUUGGGAGAGUGAAAACACUAGCAGCUUGUGAAUUUUCAGCAGCUUUAUUUGUGUUUUUAUUUUUGCUAUCUGGCAAUGUAGUUUUAGUUGUGAUUUGCACAUCACUUAUGAGUCUUGUUGUACUAAUGGGAUAUGGGUGCCUUUAUACGGUUACACCUGAAUCCUAUCCUACAGAAAUUAGAAAUACUGCUAGUGGCUGGCUAUUUUCAGCUGCAAGGAUAGGAGGAAUUAUAUCUCCUACCAUUACAGGAGUUUUGCUUGAUAUUCCAGGAGGAAAAGAAAUUGCAUUAGCUAUUUAUUCUAUUUCUUUUCUAAUAGAUACCGCUUGUGUUCUAUUUCUUGCAGAAACAAGGCAAAAUAUAAUAAAAUAA
This is a messenger RNA of Blepharisma stoltei, 1741 nucleotides long. The record is from the annotation of a GenBank genome assembly. NCBI's taxonomy places the organism in Eukaryota, Ciliophora, Heterotrichea, Heterotrichida, Blepharismidae.